UACCAAGAGUGGAUAUCAUUUGACAGUCUGUCAAAAUGUCGCGUCUUUAUAAUACGUUAGCUGCAAUUGUAGCUUUAAAAAUGGUUCUAUGUGCUUCGGAAAACUAUAGAGAUAACAAGACGCCAUCCAAGGCAGCUACAUUUCAUUUUCCUGAGUACGCGUACAAAGAAACAAGCAAAAAUGAAAUCAUUUAUCACGACUUCGAGCUGGCCUGUGGACAGAACUCACUGUGUGUCAAUGCGAAUCCAGCUAUGGUCUCCAAGCUGAACUGCUUGAGGCAAUGUAUAUCCCAUUCGUGCUAUCAAGACAUCUAUGCCUUUGAUGAGCUCGAGGAUGGCGAAAUUGAUGUCAGGAUGAACUCGUUUAAAGGCUGCGUUAUACAGCGCAUGUAGCAUAAGGCCCCCAUCCUGCAUCGAUUGUACUUCACAAACUACCUGCAGGAGUUACACUGGAAGAUCUCCCAGUAUAUUUUUAAAUGGACAUAAGCUAGUAUAAGUUUUAUAUGUAUGUGAAGCGUGGAUAGAUUCUAACUUAACUCCUAGUUAUUAAUUAAUUCUUCAAUAUGUACAACGCACAGAUUAGAAAUGGCCUCACGACAAAUAUCUGCUUAUGUAUCUAAACAGAAUCGGUCUAAAUAUAGUAAACUAUGUGACUGCCCUGUGUAUUUACAGACAUAACAUUUAGUGCUUUAGCUUGGUAAAACAGUAAUUGAUAAGAAUAUAUUUACUUUUGCAUAUGCCCCGACACGAUACAUGUUAAUCUAUUCUAUACACUUUAGUUAUUAAUUUGUAUUUAAUUUAGUGGCUACAGGGUAUACAGGUCA
This is a messenger RNA of Drosophila hydei, 823 nucleotides long. RefSeq lists its product as uncharacterized. The record is from RefSeq and is a predicted model, not a curated record. NCBI's taxonomy places the organism in Eukaryota, Metazoa, Arthropoda, Insecta, Diptera, Drosophilidae. The transcript has 3 exons. Bases 36 to 392 code for a protein of 118 amino acids.